Molecule: messenger RNA, 412 nt
Organism: Staurois parvus
Lineage: Eukaryota; Metazoa; Chordata; Amphibia; Anura; Ranidae
Source: the annotation of a GenBank genome assembly
AGGUGUAUGCAGAGCCUCACUCUCGUUUACAUACACAGACACAUGUACGUACAUGUACAUGCACAGACACAUGUACACAUACAUGUACAUACACGCAGACACAUGUACAGAUGUACAUGUACAUACACACACACACACACACACACAGCCCUAUAAAAAGUUGCAGUACUUCAUUGUUCACUCACAGAGCUGGGUACUACACUCUAGGGGGAGAGGCAGAGAGCACAGCACACACUGCUUCCUUUGCUUUCACUGCACUCAGCUAUUGAGCAGUCUGACGGCUCCCAGCGCGAGUAACAGAUCCGGCCCUGAGUUCCGAGUCUGCUCAGCAAGACGGCCCUGGGGACACACUCACCCCACCAUAAUUUCCACUCGCCAUUGGCAAGCAGACGAGUGGAAAUUUCAAGGCCUG